Paramuricea clavata is the source of this 1119-nucleotide messenger RNA. The record is from the annotation of a GenBank genome assembly. NCBI's taxonomy places the organism in Eukaryota, Metazoa, Cnidaria, Anthozoa, Malacalcyonacea, Plexauridae.
AUGAAUCGCCGAGAUUAUCUCAAGAAGAAAGCUAUUAAGACAAACUCAACUGCAUGCCACAAUGCUUACAAAAGUCUUCGCAAUGAGAUUAACAAAAAAAUUAUGUAUGCAAAGCGAGAUUAUUACACAAACUGUGUUGACAGAAACAGAAAUAAUACAAAGCAAAUGCGGAAACAUAUUAAUCAGUUAGUUAAUAAAAAUUCUAGAUCAACAAAUAUAUCAGUACUACAAAUAGACGAACAGGUUAUUACUGAAAAUGAAACUAUAGCUGAUUUGUUCAAUGAAUAUUUUACUGAUAUAGGACCAAAUCUGUCGAACCAGAUCACGGAAACUAACACUGAUUUUAAACGUUAUAUGAAAUUUAAAACUCAACAUAAGUUCAAUUUCGAAAACAUUAAUAUCAAUGAAGUGUUAAAUGCAUUGGAGAAAUUAAAGACGUCUAAGUCAACUGGACAUGAUAAUAUCCCAGCCAAACUUUUGAAAGAUGCGAGUGAUGCCGUGGCGCCUUUUUUAGUAUUUAUUUUUAAUACUUCACUCAAACAUGGAAUUUUCCCUGAUGAUCUUAAGACUGCAAGAAUUUCUCCAAUUCAUAAAUCUGGUGACAAAAAAAAUCGAGGCAAUUAUAGACCGAUUUCCAUUCUUUCGAUUAUUGCUAAGUUAUUUGAGAAACUUGUCUGUACACAGCUCAAUUCCUUUUUAACUGAAAAUAAUAUUCUGAGUUUGUGUCAGUCUGGUUUCCGUAAAAAUUAUUCCACCGCAUCAGCCCUUUUAGCAAAUACGGAUUCAUGGUUACUUAACAUGGAUGCUGGGAUGAUAAACGGAGUACUUUUUCUGGACUUAUGUAAAGCAUUUGAUACGGUUGAUCACGGAAUUCUCCUAAGUAAAUUAUCUAUCUAUGGAAUCCAAAAUAAGGCCUUAGAUUGGUUUAACUCUUAUUUGCAUAACAGAACGCAAUACUGCAGGGUGAACAGUGCAACAUCGUCCACCAGGAAAAUACGUUGUGGGGUUCCCCAGGGAUCGAACCUUGGUCCCCUUUUGUUUUUAUUAUACGUCAAUGACCUGCCAAAUUGCUUGGAUAAAUCCUGUCCGGCAAUGUAUGCAGAUGAUACAAAUCUUACA